Molecule: messenger RNA, 1948 nt
Organism: Culicoides brevitarsis
Lineage: Eukaryota; Metazoa; Arthropoda; Insecta; Diptera; Ceratopogonidae
Product: alkaline phosphatase-like
Exons: 5
Coding region: 25-1752 (575 amino acids)
Biological process (GO): dephosphorylation
Molecular function (GO): alkaline phosphatase activity
Source: RefSeq, a predicted model, not a curated record
AUUUUGGUUUGACAAGACGUAAAAAUGGGUGGUUUGACGCAAAAGUUUUUGCUUAUCAGUUUUUUAAUCGUUCACGGAAAAGGUUUUCCUCAACAACUCAUUGAAAGGACUGAAUAUGCUCAUGAACCACACGUUCGAAGUCUUUAUCAACCAGAAAAAUAUUUUACCAAAGUUUCUUCGGGCAAUGACGUUACAACAGUUCGACCUUCUUCAACGCAUCCCAUGGAUAAUCCUUCGUGGAAAGCUCCUCUUGGUCCAAUGGAGGAACGAAAAGAGCAAUUUUGGAUCGAUAACGGUCAAAAUUACUUGAAAAAACGUCUAGCCUUGAACUUGAACAAAAAAGUUGCGAAAAACGUAAUUAUUUUUAUCGGCGAUGGAAUGUCUUUGGCAACGCAAAUGGCGACGAGAGCAUAUUUAGGAAACGAAAAUAUUUAUUUAUCUUUUGAGAAGUUUCCGUUCACAGGACUUUCAAAAACUUAUGCUCCAAAUUAUCAAGUACCUGACUCAGCAAAUACUGCUUCCGCAAUUCUCGCAGGAAGUAAAAAUAAUUACGGAACUGUUGGCGUCACAGGCGAAGUAAGACUUCAGGAUUGCAAAGCUGCGCAAAAUGAGAAAAAUCAUUUAAAAACCAUCAUGAAAUGGGCUCAAGAGCAAGGAAGAUCGACAGGAAUUGUUACAACGACUCGUUUAACGCACGCAACUCCAGCAGCUUCUUAUGCCAUUUCACCCGAUCGUGAAUUUGAGAACGAUGGAAAUACUCCGGAAGGAUGCACGGAUAUUGCUAAGCAAUUAAUCCUCGGCGAAACGGGCAAAAACUUCAAAGUUCAACUUGGAGGAGGUUCACGAGAAUUUUAUCCUUCUGAGGAAAUGAUUCAUGGUUGGAAUGGAUCGAGAAAAGAUAGAAUUAAUUUAGUUGACGAAUGGAAAAAGUUACAUUCAGAUAGAGCUAAAGUUGCUAUGAAUCGUGAUGAAUUACUAAAAAUCAAUGCAAACAACACUGAUUUCUUGUUUGGCUUGUUCAGCAACUCUCACAUGGCUUAUCACAUGGAAGCAGAUCCCUCUGUUGAGCCAACACUUGAGGAAAUGACAGCAAAAGCCAUUGAAAUUUUGCAGAAAAAUGAAAAAGGUUUCGUUCUUUUGGUUGAAGGAGGUUUAAUCGAUCAAGCGCAUCACAGAAAUUUCGGACAGAUGGCGCUGAAUGAAACGCAGGAGUUUGCAAAAGCUAUCCAAUAUGCCAAGGAUGCAACUGACGAUGAGGAAACCUUAAUAGUUGUUACUGCGGAUCAUUCUCAUACCUUUACAGUUGGAGGAUAUCCGGAACGUGGCAACGACAUUCUCGACGUCGGUGACUUUUCCCGUCUCGAUGGUCUUCCCUUUCUAACUCUUGCUUACGCCAAUGGCAUGAGUUACUUCGAUCACUUUGAAAACGGAAAACGAAAAAACCCUGAUGACAUGCCCGUGCACGAUCCACGUUUCACAUAUCCCUCCAACGUUCCGUACGAAGAUGAAACGCAUGGCGGCGAAGAUGUCGCUGUCUACGCAAACGGUCCAUGGUCCCAUCUCUUCGUGGGAAACUACGAACAAAGCUACAUUUUUCAUGCGAUGAUGUACGCAUCGUGUCUCGGCGGUAGCAAUUACGAGAAGGCACCCGCUUGCAAUGGCGGACACAAAAUUGCAGGUAUGUCUGCAGCAACAUUACUUAUCGCCGUUUUGAUGAUCACCGGAUUAAAACAACUACUACUCGAUGAUUAGAUCCCACGAAAUAUGAGCGCGCAGAUGAAGUUUCUUGAUUAAAUGUUGCAUUCAUCGCCGCGAGACAUAAUAUUUUUUGCUCUGGUUGAUUUUUUUUUAUUAUUUUAUUUUAAUCCAAUUCCGAUUAUUUUUUUGUAUUAAAUUUAUGAAAAUUUACAACACACCUUUAAUAUUGAAAAAAAACGAGCUUACAAAA